AACUAUUGACCAAUGAUAAAUAUACUUACAGCACCCUUAUGUAACCCACAUAUAAUACCAAUAUUAAAAUACAUUCAAUUUCAAGUUUCUCAAACUUAUAAUGUUACAAUUUUAAUACGGUUUCGAGAAUUUGCUUUAAAUUAAGUAAGUAUUUUGUAGGAUAUUUUAGUAAAAUUAUAGUGUCGAAAGCAGCAUAGCAAUUUAGAAGAUAGUAUACAAGAUAUCCACUACCUAUUUUUAUUUUUUUUUGUUUCGACUUGUCUGUUUCUGUUAGCCCUAUUGGCUUUUAAAGCGUCACCGGCAGGGGGAAAUAAUGAGUGUGUCCUGUUAAAAACAUUAGAAAAUUUUAAGGGAACCUAUCACGUAAUAUUUUAUUAAAAAUAUGUUGUUAAGGCUCUUAAUACUUACAUUCUUGCUUAUGCAGAUCAGUUAUGUUGUAUAAAUAAGCAUUCACAAAUUAUAAAAUUUAUUAAUAUCUAGAAUUAAAAAUUAUGAGACAGAACGGGUGUUAAAUUUUCAAAUACUAUUAUUGCGAAACAUAGGCCAAAUCCUCAUAAACAAGAGUUGAUCGUAAACCUACUCUGGAGUCCCGAUUUAAACUAGUAUCCAGAAGCGAUCGCCCGCGAUGGUCGCUCACAGAGUUCAGCUUUUUAGUCAAAUGUAUUUAAUUUAUAUAAUUAAAAUAAAGUUUUAAUGUUUAAAUAAAGGUUUAUUUAAUAUUGGUAACAACCAAAAAAUUUAUAAUAAAAUAAUGUUUAUGUUCAAUUAAAUGGACGAAUGUUUUAUUUAUAUAAUUAAAGAUUUAGUGAAAUUUUUGUUUUUUUAUAAAUAUAACGUUCGAGAGUCCAGAGAAUUAAAAAGAUGUCCCGGAGAGAGACAAGAGUAGAACGUGCUGUAUGUCCACCACCUCCACCCAGCAAGUGCGCUAAGGUGUUGUAUUACACAUGGAAGCUAUGUUCUGUGGUGUUUUCGCACUUUGUAAUGAUAAGUUUGGUGAUAGCCUACUGUAUUCUUGGAGCUGUGACUUUCGAAAAACUAGAGGCGCAGAAUGAGAGAGAGGUUAAGAAGAAUAUCUCACAAAUCCGUGGCAAUACCACUCAUAGUAUUUGGUUCAUGACGAACAGAGUUCCAUAUCUCAAUCAAACAAACUGGACUGCAGAAGUCGUCGAUAUGUUGAAGGAUUUUGAAAACGCUAUCCUCUUAGAGAUGAAAGUUCGUGGUUGGGAUGGAAACGAGAGCACUGAACAGAUUCAAUGGACCUUCACCGGAGCACUCUUUUAUUCGAUUAUCGUUAUUACUACUAUAGGGUAUGGUCACAUCGCUCCAAAGACUCAGACAGGAAAAGUUGUGACAAUUUUUUAUGCGAUUCUUGGUAUACCUUUGAUGUUGCUUUGUCUUUCAAAUAUUGGUGACGUCAUGGCUUCAUCCUUCAGGUUUUUAUAUUGGCGUGUAUGUUGUUAUGUUUGCACUCGACCACCGAAACAAAGACGUCAUCAUCACAGAUAUAAAGCCGCUAGAGGUGGAAGCAUGCGGGGUUCUGUGAGACGUAAAAAACCGUUAGAAAGAUCACAUUCUGACACCGAUUGUCGAUAUCGUGACAGUGGGUAUAACAGCGCGAAACCACGUCGUGUUCGUCCCUUCCCAGCGGCUGUUGCCAGUCCUCCACGAACUAGAUCACAACCACCUUUAAAUUCCAGACCUGGUUUAAGAGAUUUUGAAUUAGAAGAUCGAUCUCCUGUUAGAUAUGAAAAAUAUGGAAGAGAACCAUAUUAUGAUGAUGAAGAAGAUUUUCCAAAAAUAUCUUUACCUUUACAAGACUUGCAUGCUGCCCUCAAAGAUUUGGAAGAUUAUCAAAGUAAGGUCACUUCCAAACCAGAAUUUCGAAGCAAGUCUUUACCAAGACCAACAAAAUCGAAACCAGAUUUUGGACCUCGGCGUGAUUUUGAUGAUCAAAGACAUUUUGAUUUCGAUGAGGAGAAAGAAAUUUAUGAAAUGCAUGAUCUACAUGAUGUUGAUUAUGAGAAUUAUAGAGAGAGAAAAGCGAAGGAAGAAAGAGAGAGAAGACGUAGAGAACGAGAUGAUUACAUAUAUAGAGAAAGGGAUUAUGAUCCUGAAGAUGAAGAUUUUGAGUUUGACAUACCUAGAAACAGAAGAGUAGCCAUGGAAAGAAGAAAAGAUCGAGGAAGAUCAGAAUAUAUAGAGCGAGAUCUAGAAGAAUAUAUUGAUAAACGUGGGCGAGGGCGACGUGCAAAAAGUGCCGUAGACUAUGAUCGCCGAUGGGAAGAAGACGACAGAGAUGUUGAAAGAGGUCAUGGGAGAAGAUUACGACGUUUGCAUACUGUGGAUGACAGUGUACCGUUGCCUUAUAGAUAUACGCCGACACCGGAAAGAGAUGACUAUAGUGACGAGUUACCACCAUUACGACGCGAUCGCCCUGCGGUUUGGGGUUCCCGUCAGUCGGAAAUAUAUGCUGCAUCUGUCAAGGAAGAAAUAAAACCAGUACCUAUUUGGCUUUGCGUGUUUCUCGUGGCAUCCUAUAUAGUAGCUGGCACGUUCCUGUUCAAACGAUGGGAGAAUUGGGAGUACCUUGAUGCUGCUUACUUCUGUUUUAUAACCCUCACUACGAUUGGUUUCGGAGAUUUCGUACCUGCACAGGGCCAGAGUGGAGCAGCGGGGGAUGCAGUUCAUUCCAUAGCUCUUUGUUCUUUGUAUCUUCUUUUCGGUAUUGCUCUUUUAGCAAUGUCCUUUAAUCUUGUCCAAGAAGAAGUAAGAGCAAAUGUUGCCGCGGUUGCGAUGCGACUUGGAAUAAUCAAACCUAGAAAUAAUGAUGAUAAUUAUUAGGUUUAUAUUAAUAAGUCCAUACAAUUUUAUAUAUAUUUUUAUGUAAAUUUAUUAUUUUGUUACACUUUUUCAAUUGUAUAUUAAAUGAGCCAAAACAUUUUUUUGUUGCUGAAUAUUUUAAAAUAAAAAAGAAGUUUCUUUUGGAAUAAAA
Molecule: messenger RNA, 2992 nt
Organism: Danaus plexippus (monarch butterfly)
Lineage: Eukaryota; Metazoa; Arthropoda; Insecta; Lepidoptera; Nymphalidae
Gene: galene
Exons: 16
Coding region: 862-2841 (659 amino acids)
Biological process (GO): potassium ion transmembrane transport; stabilization of membrane potential
Cellular component (GO): membrane
Molecular function (GO): potassium ion leak channel activity
Source: RefSeq, a predicted model, not a curated record